ACAAGUAUCUUUUGGCGGAUGUACCUUCUUCUUGUAUCCCGUUCACUGGAGGCUCCGCGCCUCGAUGGGCACUCUCCUCUCCGCCGCGUAAAAGGGCAUUCUCCGGCGGUGUGUCUCCGUUUUGCAAGAACUUUCUCCCGUUUUGCAAGAACUUUCUCUCUCUCUCUGUCUCUCUCAGCGUUCUUCAGAAGUCGAAGUUCUUCCUCCUUCAUGACACACCUGCGUUGCAGAUCUUUCCCCGUCCAUUCAGUUCCACUGCGUCUCCGUUAUCCCGCCCUGUCUCUCCUUUUCGUCUCGUUCUUCUUUAUCGGUCGUCCUCGUCUCUGCUUUGCUAUUCCGUGUCUUCAUCAUCUUCCUUCGCUUUCCUCUCUCUCCUCGCUUCUUCCCUGUGGCGUUCCUGCCUCGCUCUCUCUUUAUUCCUCCCUUCUUUUCUCCCUCCGUCUUCCCUCUUCCUUUCAAUUUUUCGAUUCGGCCUCCUUCUGCGCAACUUUCCUUCUUGUCUCUCUUGUCGGUGACCUCCCCACCGCCAGACACGAUGCCUCGUCUCUCCUCGCGAGGCUCCAGAGGCCGAGGCAGAAGAAGGCCGACUCUCCCUUCGCCUCCGCCUUCCGAGGCCCCCGGCGAGAAAGCACCUUCCGCUUCCCAGGCCUCAAAGACUCAUUCGCGCCGCACGGUGUCCUGCUCUUCCUCUACUUCCUCCUCUUCUACCUCCUCCUCUUCUGCCUCCUCUUCUUCCUCCUCUUCUUCCUACUCUUCUUCCUCCUCUUCUACCUCCUCUUCUUCCUCCUCUUCUUCCUCCUCUUCUUCCUCCUCUUCUUCCUCCUCUUCUACCUCCUGUUCUUCUCUCUGGGGGAUAGGUGGAGGCCCGAGAGGAAGAGCUCGACUCGGCAAGCGAGGUCGAGGAGAGUCGCGGGAAGCCUCGGCGGAGAAGGAGGCGCCCAAGGACGCUGCAUGUUCCGUCGCAGCUCGCGCAGAAGCCUCUCGAUUCGAACUUCGCUUGGCGCCGCAGAGCCUCGAUGAGGUCGCAAAGGGCGUAUGUGGAUGCUGCCUCGACGUUAUGGUCGAUAGAGAUGGCGAGGAAGCCGAAGAGGCCGAGAGCGAAGCCGCAGGAAAGGGAAGCAAAACCGAUUCGAGUGACAGCAAAGAGAGAGUUGCUUCUGACGGGCUCGUCUGCUGCGAGACUGGCGAGGUGGAAAAGGCAGGAGACAAGUUUGCACAAGGCAUUCUUCUCGGGAAGAUCGAGUGCUGCUCCCACAACUUUCAUCUUCACUGCAUCGAGGGCUGGUCGCGACACGAAACAACAUGCCCCCUCUGCAAAGCUGUCUUCACCUCGAUUGCCGCUUACGACCUUCGCACAGGCGUCCUUCUCGCCGAGCAUGCGUGUUCAGUCGUAUUCCAGGCGGAUGCUUCGACCAGCGAAGAAGAGGACGAAGAUGAAGAAGAGGACGAAGAUGAAGACGAGGAAGACGAGGACGACGGAGGGCAUAAUGUGGGUCUUCGGUCGCGGAGGAUGAGUCGUCGAACUGCUGAGCGUCUGCGCCGUUCGCUGAGGGAACAUCAUCGGACGCAUACUUUGAUGCAGCGCCGCCAGCGAGGACAGCCUUCUCGAAGUAGAGGAAGGCAGGCGACAGCUGCUCCCUCGCGCUUGCCUACUUCGUCUUCCGUACAAUCUCAGACAAGAGAACGUGCGGGACAGACGAGGAGACAGAACGACUUGUCUUCAUCUCCCCCUCCCGUCCUCCGCUCUCAAGGGUGCAGCAUCCUCUGGAGAUCUCAUUCCUCCUCUUCCUCUUCCUCCUCUUCCUCCUCUUCCUCUUCUUCCUCCUUGUUUAUGCAGGGACAGAAGGAGGAAGAGAGGGGUGUGGGCGGCCAGUCGCAAAGAAAACGACGAAAAUCUCAAAGCGAAGGGUCGGUCUCAAGCGGGGAAGACUCCGGUUCAGAGCGACGUCAUCGGCGAACACGGAAAUUAAGGGAUGCACAGGAGGCUAUUCGCCGUACGGAACGGCAUCUGGCGCGUCUUAAAUUCUUUAGUUUCACGAGUACACUACAGCAGCGGCAAACCGGAAUAGCUUUUGAUUCUUUGCAAGCUCCUCAGGACAGAUUCACGCAGAGCAUCGCUGAACAGCGAAAUCCCCAUAGUGCUUUUUUGCCUGGAGGAAGACGUACCGACGCGGGAGCGGAAUCGUGUAGCCACAGUAACCACGCCUUUGCCUCUACAGCACAGAACACGCAACUGCUUCCAGAGGUCGAUCACAUCGAGUGCAACUCCACGGUUGAGCAAACCCAGUCUCUGGCUUUGUAUCCGGACAUCAUUGUGCGAAUUGCACCGCCGGGAAACCGAGAUUCUCCGCCCGCCGGUGGCGCCAGCGGUGGGUGGACCUUUCCCCUAAACGCAGGAAACGGAUGCACAGAGAGUAGACGAAUGGUGAACACCAACACAGAGAGGGAAACGGUGAAUGCAGCAGCGCAACAGAGACACGCGGCCACUCCAUUCGUGGCGGUUGCCGUGCCAUGGAAGGCACGCGUAACUCACCGAGCUUCUGAAAAUGCGCGAGGGAAAACGAAUGCGAAGGAAGAUGCGGGAAACAGUGGCUGCAGCAGAACGGAGUCAGCAGUGGGGCAUGAAGAACGGAAAAGUACAAAUUCUUCCUUCGGCAAUUUUUUGCUGCAACCACGGUACGAGGACGAUUUUCUAAUUCACAGGUAG
This is a messenger RNA of Toxoplasma gondii ME49, 2707 nucleotides long. RefSeq lists its product as hypothetical. Lineage: Eukaryota; Apicomplexa; Conoidasida; Eucoccidiorida; Sarcocystidae. Gene Ontology annotation, molecular function: ubiquitin protein ligase activity; zinc ion binding. The transcript has 9 exons. The record is from RefSeq and is a predicted model, not a curated record. Bases 536 to 2707 code for a protein of 723 amino acids. Gene Ontology annotation, biological process: protein ubiquitination.